CCUUCUCGUUGCUACGCACUGCCUGAACCAAACCACUUUUCCCCAGCACAAGACCUCCCGUCCACGGCGUCGAGCCCAAGUUAAUCGAAGCUAAGACUAAGACCAAGACCAAACCCCCAUAACGACAUCUCAAGAUGGUGACCAAAUUUCUCGACAAGCUGCGCAACAAGCGCGUCCUCAUCGUCGGCGGCUCCAGCGGCAUCGGCUACGGGAUCGCCGAAGGGUGUCUCGAGUUCGGCGCCAUCGUCACCAUCGCCUCGCGGUCGCAGUCCAAAGUCGACAGCGCCGUGGCCAAGCUGCAAAAAACCUAUCCCGAGCACGCGGCAAACAUCACCGGCCACGCGAUUGCCCUGAGCGACAGCCCUGAGAUUGAAGACGAGCUGCAAAACUUGUUCGACUUCGCCACAGACCACAAAAGGUUCAAACUCGACCACGUCGUCGAAACGGCCGGCGACGUCGGCCUGAUGGGCCAAGUGAACAUGGACACGGUGACGCCAAGCUUGCUGUCUCUGCUCGCGCGCGACAGACUCGUCGGCGUGACGAUGCUGGCCAAAGUCGCAAUCCGUUACAUGGCGCCGGCCGCCGGAAGUUCGUUCACCAUGACGUCGGGCGCGCUGGUCAAUAAGCCGCGGAAGGGGUUGGCACCCGUGAUCGGCAUCGGCGCGGCAAAGGAGGGCCUCACGCGCGGGCUGGCCUUGGAUAUGGCGCCUGUCCGCGUCAAUCUGGUGUCGCCCGGUGCUGUCGAGACGGACUUGUUGUUCAGAAGUGUGCCGGUCGCUGCCGAUGCUGGGGAGGACGAGAAGGAGGCAGCAAAGGACAAGAUGCGCGAAAUGUACGCGCAGCAUGGUCUGGUGGGCAAGGUCGCGAGUGUCGAGGACCUGGCCGAGGCGUAUUUGGGCUUGAUGAAAAAUGCGUUUCAGACGGGCACGCUGGUGAAUGUGGAGGGUGGGUAUCUUUUGAAGUGA
This is a messenger RNA of Exophiala xenobiotica, 965 nucleotides long. RefSeq lists its product as uncharacterized. The transcript has a single exon. Gene Ontology annotation, molecular function: oxidoreductase activity. NCBI's taxonomy places the organism in Eukaryota, Fungi, Ascomycota, Eurotiomycetes, Chaetothyriales, Herpotrichiellaceae. The record is from RefSeq and is a predicted model, not a curated record. Bases 135 to 965 code for a protein of 276 amino acids.